GGCCGCGCUGCGACGACAACCCUCGACCUUACCAACAACCGCGCACUUCCACAGUCAAAAUGACCAAGCGCACGAAGAAGGUCGGCAUCACCGGCAAGUACGGUACUAGAUAUGGUGCCUCGCUCCGUAAGCAGGUGAAGAAGAUGGAAAUCACCCAGCAUGCCCGCUACACCUGCACCUUCUGCGGCAAGGUCACCGUCAAGCGCCAGUCGACCGGCAUCUGGAACUGCAGGUCGUGCAACAAGACCAUCGCCGGUGGUGCCUACACUGUCUCGACCCCCGCCGCGGCUGCCACGAGGUCGACGAUCCGCCGUCUUAGGGAGAUUGCUGAGGUUUAAGGGAAAAUUGCGACUUUAUGAUCACGGUGCCUGGGUGUUGUCUUUGUCUAGGGUUC
Molecule: messenger RNA, 394 nt
Organism: Aplosporella prunicola CBS 121167
Lineage: Eukaryota; Fungi; Ascomycota; Dothideomycetes; Botryosphaeriales; Aplosporellaceae
Exons: 4
Coding region: 60-338 (92 amino acids)
Biological process (GO): translation
Cellular component (GO): ribosome
Molecular function (GO): structural constituent of ribosome
Source: RefSeq, a predicted model, not a curated record